AUGACAUUUCACUUUUUAUUAUUAUUAUCUAGACAAGGUAAAACAAGAUUAACAAAAUGGUAUUCACCAUUCACAAAUAAAGAAAAAUCAAGAUUUACAAGAGAAAUUGGUAAUAUGGUUCUAAAUAGACCACCCAAAUUAUGUAAUUUUUUAGAAUGGAAAGAAUAUAAAAUCAUUUUCAAAAGAUAUGCAAGUUUAUAUUUUGUAGUUUGUUGUGAUAGAGAAGAUAAUGAACUUAUCGUUUUAGAAAUUAUUCAUCAUUUUGUAGAAAUUUUAGAUAGAUACUUUGGAAAUGUUUGUGAAUUAGAUCUAAUUUUUAAUUUUCACAAGGCAUAUUAUAUUUUAGAUGAAUUAAUUAUGGCUGGUGAAUUACAAGAAACAAGUAAAAAGACAGUACUAAGACUAAUCUCACAACAAGAUACAUUAUUAGAGGGUGGCCCAGGUGAACAUAAGGUUGACUUGUAA
Dictyostelium discoideum AX4 is the source of this 465-nucleotide messenger RNA. RefSeq names its product sigma adaptin (gene ap1s2). The transcript is spliced from 3 exons. Gene Ontology annotation, biological process: vesicle-mediated transport; intercellular transport; protein transport. Gene Ontology annotation, molecular function: clathrin-cargo adaptor activity. The coding region runs from base 1 to 465 and encodes 154 amino acids. Gene Ontology annotation, cellular component: AP-1 adaptor complex; clathrin-coated vesicle membrane; Golgi apparatus. The record is from RefSeq and is a predicted model, not a curated record. NCBI's taxonomy places the organism in Eukaryota, Evosea, Eumycetozoa, Dictyosteliales, Dictyosteliaceae.